This is a messenger RNA of Symbiodinium sp. CCMP2456, 696 nucleotides long. The record is from the annotation of a GenBank genome assembly. Lineage: Eukaryota; Dinophyceae; Suessiales; Symbiodiniaceae.
AUGGAGGGUGCGCUUGACGCAGUGGACUCCACCCAUGGUUUCCAGCGACUGCCGGAUGUGAGGACAGUAAAGCCACGGGAACCAGACAUCGACAGUGACGACGUGCCAGCGAUACUUACAAUCAAAGCUUUGCAGCCUGAGGCAUCAAACACCUCGUCCCUGCAUUUUCCAGUUGGCAUCGAUGGCAUCGCAGCCGGCGAGCCAUUCGAGCACCUGUCGGAAGAGUUUCAGAAGUUGCUCGAUCAGCUGGUGCAGCAGCACAUGCGCGAGGUUUCGCGGGCUGAGCUCGAGGUAGAGGCUCUCCGGCGUGAGGCAGUCGACAGGGCCAAUCAGCCUUAUGAUCACUGCGAGGUGGGGUCUGCCGUGACAGUGCGAACGAUAGGCUCCAAGGGCUCUACUAACAGGGGCUCUCCUGUGCUGCAGCCCGGUUCGAAGGGAAAGCGGCGUACAUCCCAAGGCGGCCACGGCCCCAGCCUGCACGCCAGCGAGCUGCUGGGGGUCUGGGACGCGACGGAGGAAGAUGAGACAGACCUUGAGAAGUUCUUCAAAGGGAAGUCGAAGUCCGACGUUUCUAGCAAGCUGCUGAGGAGUGAAAGUGAUUCGGCGGAGUCCAAGUCCGAAUCGGUUCUGGCCGCCGAGUACCACAGGAAGUCGAUCAUCGAAAAGUUGCGUGAGUGGCUUCAGUCGAACAAAUAC